Morchella importuna is the source of this 21375-nucleotide messenger RNA. RefSeq lists its product as uncharacterized. The transcript has 19 exons. Lineage: Eukaryota; Fungi; Ascomycota; Pezizomycetes; Pezizales; Morchellaceae. Bases 1 to 21375 code for a protein of 7124 amino acids. The record is from RefSeq and is a predicted model, not a curated record.
AUGUCCACCAAAACACCAAACCCGCCCGCCCCCCCGCCCCCAAACGGCACCACCACCAAUGGCACCUCUAAACCCACAACCAACAUCACCACCUCCACCGCCAAACCCACCAAUGGCACCACCACAAACACCUCCACCACCAAUCGGGCCCCCGACAGCAAUCCAGACUACUACACGCCCCCCGACGCCUCUUCCCUCUACACGGGCGCCGGCGGCUCAGGUAUGUACAACCCCGCCUUCGCCCCCCCACCACCGCUCGCAUACUCAUCGCAGCACCACCCGACAACCACAACGACAAUCCCAAUGCCGCCGCCCUCGCCGUCGCCCUCGACGCCCGGCGGAAGCAGAUACAACCCCGUGCCCGUCCCGCAGAUCAACCCCUUCUUCCCCACGGCCGCGGGGGCGAAUUCGAACGUCGCCGUCGCCCAGGUGCCGGGCGUGAAGCCGCAGGGACAGGUCCAGCAGCCGUGGCAGAUGCAGAUGCACGCGUCGCACCCCUCCGCCGCCGCCGCCGGUCACAAUCACACCCUCCACCCACACACCACCGGCGGCGGCGAAGCCGCAUCCUACUUCACCGGCGCCUCCGGCACCCCGCACACGCACAACCACGACCCAUCGCUGCCCCCGCCGCUCCGCCAGAGCUUCAAGAAGCUGUGGGAGUCGCUGCGCGCCGAGGAGCGCCACGCGGUGGGCCAGUACGAGCUGUACAGCGAGAUCACGGGCGUGUGUGCCGCGUGCUUCACGCCCGGGACGAGCUACACGCAGGCGCCGCGGCCGCACCACUACGGGCAGCGGUGGAGCCGGCGGAGGGGCGCUUGGCGGGUGCGCAGGACGCGGAGGAAGGUGUGGCUGCCGGUGUUUCGCAGGGGUGAGCACGGGGCGGUGAGUGCGAUGAGUACUAGCAGUGAUAGUAGUAGCAGUACGAGCAGUAGUAGCAGUUCGAGUAGUAGCAGUAGUUCGAGUAGUAGUGAUUCGGGCAUGUCGGAGACGACGCGGCGCAGACGGACGCUGGCGCGCGCGAUUAGGAGGGAGAAGAAGGUGCUGCGGAGGCAGGAGCUGAAGGAGCAGCGCGAGCAGGCGGGGUAUGGGACGGUGGUGCAGAGGCGCCGGCUGCCGAGGCGCAGGAGCAGUCAGGACGAGGCGGGCGGGUCGAUCAUUGGCAGCUGGUUCGCCUCUCGAGAUUCAAAGAACACCGCCGCGGCGAGCAGCAGCAGCAAGGUGCAGAAUACCACAACAGCCAUCAGCACAAACAGCAAGCACUACCACACGGCAUCGCAGACCUCCAUCGCCUCCAGCAGCGCCUCUGCCAGCGGCGGCGGGCCAGCGCUGUUUGAAGUCUCCUCCUCCUCCUCCAGCGCAUCCGACGACGGCCUGGCCUACGGCCGCUACUCCUCCUCACCCUCCUCCCUCGGAUCCUCCUCCCGCCGGCGAACAGGCUGGUUCUUCCGCUCCCUCAACUCCUCCUCCGGUAAGAAGAAGAAGACAAAGUACGACUCCAAAGGCAAACGCAAGUCUAAAUACACCUCCUCCUCUUCAUCAUCAUCCUCAUCCUCUAGCUCAUCAUCAUCCGACGACGACGGCCUCGCAUACGGCGCCUCGCGCACCGCAUCACUAAGGAGCACCCGCUCCGUCGCGUCCUCGCUGCGCUCUGCGGGCUCCCGCGUCUUUGGCGUGCGCCGCCGGCGCUCAUGGGACGACAUGGGCACGCCCGUGACACCCACGAGGCGCACGGGCAGCGCCGUCAUCGGCGCGGGCGCGGGCGUGAGGCGCUCCAGCUCUGUCGGCUCGCGCAGCUGGUGGGGCGGCGGCAGCAAGACCAACACCACCACCACCACCACCACCGCGGCGUCCACACAGGGCGGCUGGUUCUCUGGCGGCGUGCGCAAGGCUGGGUGGUUUGGCGGGGCUGGGACUGUUGUUGCGAGACGAGAACGUAGUCGCAGUCGGUCGGUGAGCUCGGUGAGUAGUAGUGGCAGUGAGGUGUGGCAGGAGGGGAUCGAGGGCCACCGCAGGCGCGAGGAGGCGGCGCGGUAUGGCACCACGACGGCCGCAAUCGAUAUCACAAAGACCAGCAGCACCAGCGCCAUCUCGAGCACGCUGAUCGGUACGCAGAGCCACCACGCCGCCGCCAGCAGCACACAGAUGGAGAAGUCGCACUCGACGACGGAGCUCACGAGCAGCCGCGAGAAGGCGCGCAAGAGCAGCAUCUCCACCUCCACGACGGUCGCAGAUACGCAGAGCCAGGUAUUUACGACGCUGCCGAGCGGCGAGCGGCGGUCGACGAAGGAGGUGUGGGUUGACGGGCGGUCGGCGGGGGCGGCGAAAGGCGCGGUUGUUAUUGUUGCCGGUGGUAGUGAGUCCCGCCGCGGGAAACGGAUGGCAUCGGUGGACGGCGGCAGCAGCAGCUAUGAGAGUGCCCGUCACUCACAGUCUGCCUCGCACUCGCACUCGCACUCGCAGUCGGCAUCGCAGAUCAAGACGACUACUACUACUACUACUACAUCUAAGAGCGGCGGCGGGUUUUUCGGGGGCCUGUUUAGCGGCCGCAGCGAGACCAUCUCGGACCGGAGCAAGAAGGAGAAGAAGGAGGAGAAGGAGGAGAAGAGGGAGGAGAAGAAGGAGGCCAAGAGGGUUUCUAUCGUCAUCGAUGAGGGCGGGAAGGGGGGCAAGGUGUUUAUGGGGCGCGACGGCAAGAUCAGCCGCGGCGAGGAGUCGGAGUCGGAGUCGGGGCCGGUGAAGUUGACAAAGGUCUAUCCAAUGGCUACCAAUGAUCCCACAGUAUUCGAGCCCGCGCCGUCCUCCUCGACGUCCUCGACCACACACAUUGCGCGCCGCGAGGCCGUCACCGAGUCUUCCAGCUCUUUCGUGCGGGAGGAGUCGUCGUAUUCGGCUUCUCACCAGCAGCAGCAGCAAUCAUCAUCUCACUACCGCGAAUCGUCGGGGACGAAUGUGGUUGUUGGCGGAUUCACGAAUGUUGCUGGCAGUGGCAGUGAGCAAAAGAGGCCCUUACCAGUGCCUAUUCAGCAGACUGUCAAUGCCCCGUUGCAGAUAUUACCUGCUGCGACCACGACUACUGCUACUAAUGCUACUUUUGCUUCUACAGCUUCUGCAGCCCAUGCUCUGACUUCUUCUGCUCAUGCUGCUUCUACUUCUACUACUAAUGUUGCGACUGCUAUCACACCGUCUGUUACUGUCCCCAUCACGCCCACGACCACCACCAUGACCCCAAUAUCAACCACCAUAAUCAAUAAUCACAACACCACAAUCCACCAUACUACCUCAAACAUUAAUGCUAAUACCAACAACACCUCCAUCUCAAACACCAACAUCACCGCCCUCCCCGUUCACUCCGUCUCCACCGGCGUUGUCGAACUCUCCCACUCCCACGCCAACACCGCCGGCUACAGCGCCACCCUCGUACAAGACGUCGCCGCCGCCACCGCCGCCCAAGUCGCCGCCGUCUACGCCCAGGAGCGCGCCGACCGCGAGGAGCGCGAGCGCCACGACAUCAUGAGCCGCGAGCGCCACUACAACAGCGAGCGCGAGCGGUCCGAGCAGAUUCAGCGGGAGCUCGCGGAGCUGCGGGAGCGCGAGGAGCGCGCGGCGCUGGCGCACAAGGAGAAGAGUGAGCGUGAGGAGAAGGAGCGCCACGUGCUGCGCCUGGCGAUCGAGAAGAAGGAGCGUGAGGAGGCGGAGCUGAAGCUGAAGCGGGAGCGUGAGGAGCGUGCGGUGGUCGAGAUGAAGAAGAAGCUGGAGUGGGAGGCGCGCGAGAAGGCGGAGGAUGAUGCGGCGAGGCUGUCGAGGCAGAAGCAGGAUGAGGAGAAGUUGUCGGCGAUUAAAGGUGAGGCGGAGAAGUUGUAUAGGGAGUGGUGCCGACAGCAGACCUUGCAGCGCCUGCAGCGCGAGAAGGAGAAUGACGAGCUCUUUCAGAGGACUAAGAAGCAGCUUGAGGAGCAAGCAAGAGAGCUUGAGAAGCAGGCUGCGGCACAGACGGCGGUUGAGGAGGUCCAGGCGGUCGAGGUUGAGAAGAGGUUUAGGCUUGAGAAGGAGCUCCAGAUGUCCAAGGAUGAGGAGAAGAAGAGCGAGUUGCGCCGCGUUGCGGUCAGCAAGCAGCUCGAGGAGAGGGCGGUCGAGAUCCAGAGACUCCAGGAGCAGAAGGAAGCCUACAUUGCCGAGCAGAAGGAAGUACUGGCUACUCAGCAGCGGGAAAGCUUCAUUUCAGGCACCGAAUUCCAAAAGAAGAAGGAUGCAUAUGUUAACACAACAAUCCAGGGCAAAUCAUCGCUCGAGGCUCAACGCAUGGAGUUCUUGAAGGAGCAGGAUCGUCAGGCUCAGGCGGCUAGGGUUCUGGAGGAGACUCGCAGAAUCAAGUUUGAGUCCGAGAUGCACAGCAACAGGCAUGAGCAGCAAACCAUCGAGAUCCAGCGUACCGAGAUUGUCCAGGAGCGCCGAAAGACGGUUGAGAGACUGUCAAUGCUUGAGCAGACCGUUGUUGAAGCCCAUAGGUCGAGGGAUGAGUCUAAAGUUCGUGAAGUGCAGCAGCAGAUCCAGAUCGAGAAGGAGAAAGAGACCAGGCUUAGGAUCGAAGAAGAAAGGAAGGCCACGGCAAUCAGCGAACUUAGGAAGCAGGAGGACUUACGGGUACAGCGUCUGGAGCUUGAGAUUGCCGAUGAGAAGAGGAGGGAUCAAGCCGCACUGAUUGAAGGACAGAAAAUCGUAGCCGCUGAAACUGAAGCGAAAAGACUGCAGCACGACCAGAAGGUCCAACAGCUCGAUUCACUAAUCCGCGCCGAGAAAGAGAAGGAGAGUCAGCUCAAGAGGGUGGAAGGCCAAAUGGUCCAGGAACAAAUGCAACAAACGAGAUUCAAGGAGGAAAAGACCAGGGAGUACACUGCUCAGGUUCAGGUCGAGGAGAGCAAGUCUAUGCAAGUACAGAUCGAGAAGCAAAAGACCUCGCAGGUCGAAACCGAAUUCAGGCGCAAACAGGAAGAAACCCAGGAUAUUGCAAGAAGGGUUGCAUCAGAGGCAGCGAGAAUUGAAAUGCGAAAAGCGGACCAGGAGAGGAGCCAAAUGGAGUCGAGAAGGGAGACAAAGACGCGGGUAGAGACGGAGCAGACUAUUGAAGCGACCGAAGAGAAAAUGCGACAGGUAGUCCGAGAGUCCGUGUCUGGCAUGGAAGCCCACGAAGAAGAAGAUGACAAGAAUUUGACAGAAGAGGAGAAGUACAUCAGGGACGAGGUCCGGAGGCGUUGGGAGAACGAAAAGAAGGAGCAGAGGCGUAUCGAGCUCCAGAAACAGCUCGAGGACCUUCAACGACAGCUGGCCGAGAAGGAGGCCGAGAAGGCAGAACAAAAGCGGGUGGAGAGGGAAAAGAGGCGUGCCCGCAGUCGGGAGAAGAGGGCUCAGCCUGGGUACCAAGAACGAGAGGUCAAACGAAGCAGAGAAAGAUCCAAGAAGCGCGACAAGCAAGCAGAAGUAGCUCGUCAUGAGGAAGUUAAGUUUGUCCGUGAGCAUGCAGGGCUAGAUAAGACUGAGGAGAAGGAGAAGAAGAAAAAGCGCCCCUACAGCACAUACGAUCCCCUACCAGAAGGAGACAUCCCCGGGUUUACUGAAGGAAAAUGGACGGUUCCCUAUGGAGUUCCCCAGCUCAUCGAAACGCCGCCUACACCACCUCCGGGCACACCAAGAUUUCCACAACGAAUCCACUGUUAUGGGAGUUACUUUCCCCCACAGACUGAUUCGAGCAUUCCGGUUAUCCCACCGCCCCCGUUUUAUUUCCCACAGCCGGUAGUGGCCGCUGAGACUUCCGAGGAUUUCGAGAAGAGGAGCCAGAGAACCUCAUCCGAGUCUGCUUCUAGAUCACAAUUGGUCGCCGAGACAUCUGCCGAAUUCGAGAAGAGGAGCCAACAAGCUUCCUCCGGCUCUAUCGCAAAAUCUGUGACUAUUGCCGAGACAUCUGCCGAAUUCGAGAAGAGGAGCCAGCAAGCCAUAUCUGAGACUGCAUCAAAGACGGAGAUCUCACGAUCAUCGACCUCUUCUGAAAUCAAAACAGCUGCGGAGACUGCGAGACGGGUUGAACGCUCCAUUACAUCUUCGGAGUUCGAGAAAAUGACUGAUAAGAGUUCUAUUGUGGACGUAGCAAGAGUUGAGCCGGUCAGGGCUGUAACUACCUCCGAAAUUGAACACCCUUCAGGAACUGCUGAUAUUGGCUCUUCAAUCACAAAAGAUCAAUCGGUGACUUCUACCGAGGCGGCAAAAACCUCUUCAGGAUAUGGAUGGGGUAGUCUUGGUAGCUUUGGAUCUGGGCUUGUGAAGGCAGCGGCCUCAGUUAUUAGCGAGACGCCGUCUCUUGUCACAGGAACUCCUUUUGCUGGAACGCCCGCCGCCCCAGUACCGACAGUGCCUAAUCUUGGUUCUGCGGUCAUUGGCUAUGAACAAAAGAGUGAUUCUCAGCAAUAUGAGCAGACGGACUCCCAACAGCAGCAAGAACUACGUAAGGAUAGUCAAACCCAAGAGCUAGUUUAUCAAGGAUGCCAACUUCCACCCAACUUCUCCAUGGAGCUUAUUACAAAGCCGCAGAAUGAAGUCUACCAAGGUCCCCAGGUUCCCCCUAACUUCUCCUUCGGAACGCCUGACAGAACUGCCGAUAUGCUUUAUGGUCCCGAGCUCCCGCCGUACUUGACCACUGAGUCUUCUAGCGCCGUGCUCCAAAGAACAGAGUCAGAAAGUCUAUCUUCUCAAUUAAGCUACCAACAAACCUCUUCAGAUCACAGUGUCCAACAGACUACUAAGCCCAAGUUCUCCGAAGUGGAGUAUGGUCCGAAAUUGCCUCCAAAUCUCACCACGGAAAACCAGUCAUCCCAGAGCUCAAAAGCUCAGUCAAUCUACGAACAAAUGUCUUCUGACUACAUUCGCUCCAAGGAGUCUUCAGAUAUCGAAUACGGCCCUGCCUUACCUCCAGCUUGGUCCCAGGGGGCACAGGACUCAUCCGAAUUUCGAUCUGGAGCCAGUUACCAGCGCUCGGAAUCGGAUCACAGUCGUCAGGAAUCCUCACAAGUCACCUCAAGGGCCCAAACAUCCCAAGAGAAUGUUCAUGAUUCAACCGGGGAAUUCCGCUUCCCUGGUGCAUUCGACGACGAGGAGGUCGCCCCUGAUGUAGUAUUGCCACAGAUUCCACGCAGUGAGAAAACUUCGUCUAACCCUAUCUAUCGCCAUACUCUGGCAGACGAGGGUCGUUCUGUUUCCGAGUCUAUUAUCCAAAGUCACUCAGAAUCUGCAUCUCGUGAAGAAUCAUCAUCUUUCUCUCGAGAGGUGGAAUCAGAUAGGAGGCAAAUAACGCAAGAUAGCCAAACCCUGCCCGCGUCUACCAACCGCCCCGCUAUUUUAGGGGAAAAUCGUUCUGUUUCUGAAUACUCCACGGGUGUUUACUCCUCGCAAUCGGCGUCUAAAUCCACAUCUAGCAUUACACAGGAUUCAAGAGUUGAGCAUGUGUCACACGAGAAUAAUUCAUCUACUGUGACUCCUCAUCGCCCUGCCCUUGCUAGUGAGAGUCGGUCCUUGUCCGAGCCACCAAAAAAUAUUCACUCUAGCGGAUCUACAUCCAGAAUAGCAUCAAGUUUGUCAAAAGAGGUUGACUUGAAAGAAAGUUCACGAGAGGAUCAAAUUUCAUCAGCACACGUUAAUCGUCCCACACUCGAGAGUGCUCAACGCACUCACUCCGAGUCUGCUUCCACUCUCUACUCUGUGGACUCCAAUACUACAUCAACCUCCACGAUUUCAAGGGAUCAAUUCCAAACACCCCCAACCGGCUACACAAACGAAAGUACUCCCGUCCAAGGUGCACCAAUCUCCAGGCAGCAACCAUCCCCGCCCAAUAUCUUUGCAUUUGAGGAUAACGAGGCGUCAACCACUCCAACAGCAGCAAUUGGAACGGGAAGAAUCGUUUCAGAUGACGCCUCCGCCGAAGCAGUUGGCUUCGAUCCUGGUUUGAUCCUUGGUAAUAUUCAGCCCCACAGGCUUAGCACUGUUAUCGAGGCUGGAGAAACAACACCCGUAACUACCACGGGCCGUAGACCAAGCAUUAUUGCCAGGCCUCGCAGUGCCUUUAUCGAGGAAAUUGAGGAUGAGGACAGCGCAAAGGCAAAGAGACAGCUUGGCCAGCAUGAAUUUUCCGCAGAGGCCUAUCUAUCUCAGGCAGAAAUCCUAGCUCGCGAGGAGGCUAGAUCUCGAUCCGAAGAGCAAUUGGCAAGCGGUUCGCAUUCGGUGCAUCAAGAUGAGCCAUCGGUGCCGCCAACUGUACCAAAUCCCACAUAUUCAUCCACACCCGAAGGUUUAGGGCCGAGGCAAGAACCCGCUCCUCCGCCGCGACCAAUUGACGCGCCAGCCAACCCUCCGGAAAUCCCGCAUGCACAGUCAGCGCCGCCGCCGGAAGUUAUACAGGAGAGGAAAAACCGUGCCCACGCUGUUACAAGAAGCGGCCCUGCAGCUAGAUCUGCUUCUGUCUCCGGAAGUCUCAGUUCAACUCGUGAAGAGGAGGAGCCCAAGCGACCUUCAACAUCCAGAUCAUCCUCGCUCUCGGGGUUCUUCAGACGAAAGAAGGACAAGGAUAGUACCCCUAGCUUAGCUGACAGUGGUGUAGGUCUCGAUACGGACGAUGGCACAAGGAGGGGAAGAGUACCAAAGAGUGAUGAAGAAGAGGCACAAAUGAGAAGAGAAAGGCAGGAAAGGGAAAUGGUAGAAUCUGAAAGUAGCCGCGGUAGAAGGGAAAGGGUACCAUCAGACCAGCACGCAGCUGAAGAACCUCUAAAUCUUCCAAGGCGAUCUAUGGAAAGCGUGAUAACAACACAUGAGUCACAAUCACAUGAGAAUGAGCCACAUUAUGACAGACAUUCACGACGGUCAAUCGACAGUGCAUACCGAGGCCAAGAGGGCUUCAGACCUGCUGAGGGUGCAGAUAUCGAUGAAGAGGAAGGUGGUUCUAAGGCGGAGACGGAGUCUUUGCGCAGGGCGAAGUCUAAGGUCAGGAAGGUGGGGAAGAUAUUUGGAUGGGCAAAUAGGUCUAAACGUGAAAAGAGUUCGUCAAGGAGUCGGGAGCCAUCUCAAACGCGCGGAGAAUCGGUGGGGCCAAUGCACAAAAGAUCGGGCUCUGACGCCAGUGGACCAAAAGACAGGCCCGGUAAUCCAAGGCACAAUACCGAAGAAUCAGAGCAAUUUACUCCACCGCGAGGGUCGGGAGCAUCCUCUCUAAGAGACGUGGAUAUGGGCUAUGACAUAGUUGGAGGUGAAAGCUUUGCGCCCACACCUAACCGCGACGAACCAGAACCCCCGAUCAUCGAUGCAGCAAGCCUUACACAGCACAUUGAAGCCAACAUGGCUAAGGCUACACAACAUGCUGAGACUAAAUCUCUUCACCACGAGGCAUCUCCUGUAGAACCCGCAGAAAUACCUGAGCGGCCAAAGUCAGAACGUAAAUUGAGUGAUAUGAAGAGUUUAUCUGGAGUAUUUAGGGCCGCUCGCCAAUUCAAGAGAUCAACCACAACAUCUCGUAUUCCCACGCAGGGAGAGAGACCAGCAGAAUUGACUAGAGCUGAUACUGAUAGCAAAAGUUACCGCCCAUCAUCAUCCUCUGGGGGAGAUAGUAUGCACCAGAGCGGUUUUACUCACAGCUCACAAGGGAGUGGAGAGGGCCAGAGGGUAGCGGGGGAUGCUCCUUCAAGUUCAGCGGCUGAGGACUCACGUGCUCCUUUGACAAGCGCAAGAUCUGGGUCAUUGAGAAGAAAGUCGACAAAGUCGUUGAGAAGUCUAUCUGAAUCACAAGCAGGGAGCGUAGGGCAGAACCAGGCCGCCGAAACAACGGACGAUGGGAGAGAGUCAGAUUCCAACAUUCGUCUUCCAAGGAAGAGCGCCAGUAUAGAGAGAAAGGUGAAAGAAACUGCCAAUUCCCAUGCCCAUAAUCACGACGGGGAACCGGUAGCUAAGUCUUACAACUAUGUCGAAAAGUCUACUUCUGCUGAGAUGCUAACUCGUUCCGAGGGAGUUGAUCUAAGUAGCGACUUUAGGGGACAGCAUGAAAAUACGCAAUCGUUCUCCGAACCCCCUGAUAUCUUCGACGAUCGAGACUCCCCGCCAUCUAAUGAAACCUUACCGAUAGAAUCAUCACCUAAUUCCCCUCUGUACAGCCCAAUUCAACAAUCACGCAUUUCUGAUAAUAUUUCAUUUUCUUCUCGUACUCCAUCUCCUAUUUUAAAGUCUGCCGUGGUUGAUAUUUAUGAAGAACACCCGGCUUUACCUCAGAGCAGUCCAUCGUCUCCUGACAAUUUUUCUCCCAUAAAUCAAAACAUACAUUCAGAACAACUCCUAGCACACGAUGAGGAGAUCCCUGCCCUUCCAUUUAGCGGGCUUUCUUCAUAUGUUCAAACCCCGGCUGCCGGAAAUUUUCAACCCCAGUUUGAGAGCCAGACACAAUCCCCUUUCAUGAAUUUUUUUCAGUCAGCAUUUCAUAAUUUCUCAGAAAACGCCACAAGUAGUCCUUCAUGGGCACAGCUUCCUAAUGUCUUCUCAGAGGAGCGUUCUAUCUCCCCCAAAGAUAUCUCAAUUCCAAUCACCGAGACCCAACAAUUUCCUCCAACAACUUUGGGUGAUUCAUCAGAAAACAAUAUUCCAGAAACCUUUGAAGAACACCCCGCCCUACCGCAAACCGAAGAAUCGAUACCCCUAAUCCAAAACCCCGAACCACCAACCGUACCUAAUUUCAUCCCCGAGCCCUAUCCGGCACCGGUUGAAGCCAAUUCUCUCACAUCUGAAGAUCAAGGUGAUCGCAGCAUUGAAGUCCCACCGAUUAGUUCAAUCUUCUCGGGUGAGCCAAAGCCCCUCCACCACGAUCAUCUUGAAGAUACAAUACUUGCCGUGGAUGAUCAUUCCCCAUUGCCAAUUGAAACAGUCACCGAGUAUAGCGAAGAUGGUAAUCCAAUCAAAAGUAGCCCUCCAUCUCCAAAUCUUUCAUCAGAGGCCUCGGGAAACCGUCAACUUCCGGCCUCCGGACUUCAUGAAUCUCCUGAUCUUGAACAAGUAUUGAGCGGUGAGACAACCCAAACUGAGGAAGAACAGCGGCCAGUAGACCCUAUAUUCGAUAUGCUUGAGACCCUCCCGGCUCUUCCCGACUCACCUAUUGAGGAGUUCGGACAGUCAACCAAAGACCUACUCUCAUCAUAUGAAUAUGAUAUAGGAAAUGAUCUAUCUGCGCCUACUCCUAGCAAACCAGAGACUCGAUACAAUGUCCAGGAACAGCCGGAAGUAAACAGUAACCAAUCUUCUCCGCAUCUUCCAGACCUGGCUCCCGAAGACAGUCACUAUUUGUCAGAAAAUGGGCCACACAUGCAAAUAUCUCAGGUUGGAAACAAUGUUGCUCAAUCACAAUUACCGCCGCUACAGACAGAAUUCCAAUUCCCCGAUGUAAAUGACUUACCACAGUUGCCGCCCAGCAGCUCCUCAUCAGCUUCCCUUGACUGGGUUUCAGCUGGAUCGCCAUCUGAAAAUGACCCGGUCUCCGUAGGUCUUGGGGAAACUUUCACCGCACACUUCCUAAGUCAAGACGUAUCUCCAGUAUCUCCAAUUGCGGUGUCCGCCGUGGCCUCCGUGGCCGGUCUCGAUACCAGUUCUCCUAGCCAACCCGGCUCUCCAAGCCACUCAGAAAUUGAAAGAAAUGAACCAACUAUUGAAAAUAUUCCAUCAACUUCGAGACCUUCUUCGCAACUACCUGACAUUUCCAAUGAUUUACAGUCCACAGAGUUUGUAUCCACCAAUACAGCCGAUCUUUCCGAGCUGCCAACAUCAACAUAUUCAACCUUUGAAGAAUCCAUUAGAUCGGUGGAUAGUGCCUCACCCUCAAUCGUGGCUGAAGAUGAGCUAUACACAAGAAAGCCUGCAUCCCCGAUGUUAGCUACUGUUCCAGACAGCAACGAGCAGAUGUAUGAACCUGAGCAUGGUACAUUAUACGAUCUUCCAAAUGAGCUCUAUGAAAUUCCGGAUAUACCAGACAGGGAGUACACAUCAUUAUCCCCUAUCUUCGAGGAGUCUUCGGUAUCAGCGAUCAGUAGGGCAGCCUCCGCCACGGCAGGUGAUGACUCUCGAUCUCUCGCAUCUAUGUCUUUCAGCCGUUCAGCAUCACCAGAGGUUUCGCGAGCAGCUCCCAUUGACCGCUCACAAUCACAAUAUGAAGAUUCUUUCGAAUCUAGAGACUACGAGGAUACUACUUCAACAGGGGCUCUAUUGCCAACAAUCAUAGAAAUGAGUCCGGAAGACCUCCGACAAGAACCACAAUCGCCUGCCCUGGGGCCAUUGCUUGAUAGCCACCAGUCCGAAGCCCAGCUACCACCCACGGAAUAUGAGGAGCAGCCCGAGGCUCCUAGUGCACAGCUUGCUGAGCAUACAGUUCAGAAUGAAUUGACCAUUACUGAACUUGAAUCCGAAAAUGGUCGUGAUUCCGAGGAAGAUUCCCUCAUGGUACGGGAGCCUGAUUUUGCGCCCACUGAAAACAACCUAAAGCCUGAGAGCCAAGAAAAUGGGCCGGUGAACGAAGAAACAACCUACCGCGAACUAGAAGUUCAGGCCGAUAAUAGAAAGCUCUCGGUGGAGGACAUAUUCCCGGAACCAGCCGAUAUUCCUCUCCCCGGAGACGGAGGAACCUGGGAUCACCUAACCGAAGUAUCUGUCGAACCCAUCGUGGAGGUGCAAGAAUCCAAUAUCGAGCAACCGAUUGAAGAACAAACCCUCGAAUACACACUGCCCUCCGAUAUCGAGCCUAAGCAUUCUAGUCACUAUUCAUCAUUCAUCGAGGCCCCACUCCAAACCCCGGAGCCUACUAGUGUCCUUGCAGAGCCAGAAAACGUGCCAUUGCCCGAGGAUUCCCCAAUCCUAAUGCCAGAAGAACCUGAGACGACCCUUAACUUUGAAGGGAUCGAGGAGUCUGCAACAGUUCAGAAGCCAGAGGAACCUAAGACGGCCCCUAAGUUUGAAGUAACCGAGGAUCCUGCAAUAGUCCAAAGGCCAGAAGUUAUUGAGGUAAUAGAGGCAAUAGAAACUCCUGAUCCUUCGCCAGAACCCAUACUGCCAGAAUACACCUUCGAAACUGAGAAUGAAUCCCGUCGCCAGUCAAUGGGUGCUUUCGACCUCUCUCCAGUCUUGGAAACCGAGGAGGAACCGGGUGUAGAGAGUCUGCUGAGCUUUGAGGGCUUCCCAAUCUCAGUAUCCGAACCCAGAAUGACUGAAACCUUAGGAGGUUCAAACUCAGAGUCAGAAGUCUUGUCAAAAGAGGAUAGUACUUUAACCUUAGAGCAGGAGCCCACAACGACCGAAACGCCCGAACAACGCCAGGAGAUGGUCGUAGGAAGUCCGUCAGAAGAAAAUGCAUUUUCAGAUUAUACCCUUAAAGUUGAAUCUGAGCAGGAAUAUAUGAGUAGAUCAGAUCUCGAUGCUAAACCGGCCUCGCCAGUUGUAGAAAGUAUCGAAGAAUACAUGGAGCCGGAGUUUUUCGAGCUACCCAAUGAAGAUUCAAUUCCUCUGUCGUCUUCAACAGCCGAGCCUACUACAACAGCCGAGGUCAUGGAGACAGAACCUGAGCACCGGAGCCACGGCAACCAGCCAGACUACGAGCUUCAGGAAGAGCCUGAAUUUGAAUCAAUAAUUCGCCGUUUCUCCGUUGAGGGCGCUCAAAUCUUGCCGCUUCCGAUGAACGAUGAUGAAAGCCCUGCCCCAGAAAUAAACGUGGCACCACCCGAAGAUACCGUGGAUAUCUUGCCCUCGGAAUUUGAAGAGAUUCAUGAGACCCAGGAUUCUACUGAAUCUAUCACUCAGGAUGUAUUCGAGCCAAUUGUUGCGCAACAAAUUGAAGAACAGUCUAUCCAUCAGCAAAGAUAUAAUACGCCUCCUCCAUUGGAGAUUCAAUCAAUUACACCAAGUGCACAGUUUGAGUUUAGCAAGGGCCGCGAAAUUCCAGAACCGAGGGUAGAAAACGACACAGAAAUAGAUUAUCAGGAGGAGGGAGAGAAGGAAGGGGUGGAAGAGGUUGAGGAGAUGGAAGAGGUUAAGGAGGAAGAGGCCAAGGAGGUGGAAGAGGUUGAGGGCCUAGAAGGGGCGGAAGAGGUGAAGGAGGCGGGAGAGGUUGGGGAAGUGGAAGAGUUUAAGGAUAUAGAGGAGGUGAAGGAGGUAAAGGAAGUAGAAGAGGUGGGGGAGGUGGAAGAAGCGAAAGGGGAAAAAGAGGAGGAAAAGGUGAGUGAGCUGGAUGAGGAGAAAAUUAAAAGUGAGGGCCAUGACGGAGAGAGGGAAAAAAAUGAUACAGAAACCAUGGAGGACCUCGUUCAGCCGGAGGCUGAACCUAUCACAUUCGAAGCCGGAAUCAACCUUACCAGAGAUAGCUUAGAAAAAGCAGACGCACAAGAACCCAACACUCUCUCGGCAGAGGUUGAGGAUGAUGAAAGUGAUGCCUGUGAAGGUGUCAAACUUGAAAUGCCAUCUGAAACCGAACAGGAAUUCCUGUCGAUUCAAAAGGAGGAGAAAAAUCACGAGGACCUAAUCACUGAUGAGUACACAAUCUCUGCCAUUGCACAAUCUACCCAACAAUCUCCUUAUUUUGAGCAGUUUCCGAUCACCGAACAAUAUCCCGUUGAGCAGUCUCCCGUGGUUGACCAACCCGCUUCCAUUGAAGAGCAGUCGCUCGAUAUGUUUGACUAUAUCUCCUCAGUCGUGGAAUCUACUGCGCCAAAAGAUAAUUUUCAAAUGGAGAAUACGAUUGACAGUGUAGAGUCUCCGAAAGAUGUAUCUGUCUUAGAGGAUAGGAAAGAACAAGAAGCCACCCCGGAAAUGCCAAUGGUCGCUCAGCAAGAAUCAAUCUUCGAGGAACCUUUAUUGGAAAAAGAGUGGCAAGAGGAAGGGGAAGAACCAGCAGAGAAGCAUGCCUAUAAAGAUGACGAGGGAAAUGUUCUAGCUGAACGCGAAUUUACUACAGAACAUCUGGUCCAGGAAAAACAGUCCGGUAGCCAAUUUGAACACCCUGCACACCCUGCAGAACCCGAGGUAACCGUGGAGGAGGCCGAGAAGAUAUUCGAAGAGACUUUUAGCUCUGAGCCAGAAACCGAUAACUAUGUCCAGCUUGAAGAGAGCCAGGUCACGCAGGAGGCCGAGAGGGUCGAGAUGCUCGCAAGAAAUGAAGAGGGCCCAGUUGAGGAUGAAAGAGCAGCAGAUCACCAAGAAAGGAAUCGGCCCCAACCAGUGUCUCCUGGCCUCGAGGGGUUCGUUGAUAUGUUUGAUUUUUCGUCGCGGAAAAGCACUUCCCCAGAUAAUACCACCGGGCAGUUGGAGAGGGAGGAACCCAAAGUAGAGCAGGAUGACAUGGUUGAACAUACAGAGUAUGAAGGGUUCAAGGACGUCUCUGAACACCCCGAAACCUCUGUGAACGUUCCAGUCUCACCUGGGAUUCGGCCAAUUAUCGAACCAGAAACAUCUUCGCCAUACCUCGAACCUUCUCUGCCUGAGCAUGCUGGAUCCUUGAGCAUUCUCCCUGAAACACAAGAACGUCCCCACGAUGAGGCAACUCGGGGAAGUAAAAAGGAUGAUCUGAGCAAACAGUCUUUGGAACAAUCAGAAUCAUUCGUGGAUUUUUCGGCAUUACCUCUAUUCCAGGAACCAGUGGAGCUCUACUCUCCCAAGGCCGGGGGGCUUGAAGCUACAGACACCGCUAUUAUCGAACCAAAUCUCGAUAUCCCAGAAGUUGCCGCCAAAUUAACAACACUACCACAAGAGAGCAAGAUUGAGGGAAAAGCCGAUACUCCAGAAAAGGUCCACACCCCUGUCGAGGAUGAGAGAGUUCCUAUCAAAGAGACUUUACCGUUCUCUACUCCCGAUUUUGGGGUCCAACAUAGUAAAAGCAUUGCAGGUAUUGGACAGUCAGAUAUCCACCUCGAGAGCGAGAACAUUGUGAAGCUGCCUUCGCUUGAGGCAGAAGUGUUUGCCAAGCCAUCUGAUUUUCAAGAACGAACCCACGGAUUGGUAGAAUCAGCACAAAUGGCCAAGUUUCAGCCGCGUGAGUUAAGCAGGCCUGCUUCUCCUGUCACAGACACCGAAAAUAUCCGCAAUGAUAAUGAAGAGAAGAGUCAACUUCAAGAAAGCUCGGUAUAUGGCUUAAACGAAGACAAACCAUCUCUCGAGACUUUCCAAAGACCUAUUAUUGCCUCGGCCUUGAUUCCUGAAACAGAUAUUCAACGGUUUGAACCUCUAUCACCCAGCGAAAAGAAAACUCGGGAGAACAAAUUUUUCGAGGAAGAUGCCGAAGAGUAUAUAUCAUUAAAAAAUGAACAAAACAAGGAGAACGAACCCCAAGUGCCGUCACCAACUCCAAAGGGUCUUGGGUCAUACCAAAUUCCUGAGGGGCUGGUAGAGUAUAUCCCUCCCCCUGUGGCUGCAAAACUAGAAUCCCCUGAUGUUCCAAGUGCUGCUGUCGAAGAGGCUGCGCCAAACACUGAGACCAGGGAAGACAUCGUAUCGCCUCAGGAAAACGUCAUUCAACAGUCCGAAGUUGUUGAGGAAAACCGUGCGGCGGGACAUGAAUCAGUACCGAUGAAAGCCAGUCUCUCCGUGACAUCAGUACCAAUGACGCCUACAUUAUCAGAAGUUAAUAAGAGAAGGUCGAAGAAGGCGAGACAGAGGGAAAAGAAGAGGAAGUCGCUUCAGGGAGCUGAUAUUUCUGGAUCUUCUGUAGUCAGCGCCGAAAUGUCAACGACUCCAAGUGUUGGAGAUUUUUUGUCUGGGGUUCCCAUCCUGAGAACACUUUCAACAGGGGGUGGAUCUCCCAUUACUAAAACUCAGCCUGCAACGCCAGUGGUGAGCCCGAAUAAGAAUACAGGGAGCAAGGUAGUUGAAAAUUUUGAACAAAGAGAGAAUGAACGGAUAACUAAAAGCAUGAGCGAGGGAUUGAAGCAGGAGGAUAAAUUAUCAGGGACAGACAGUCAGGAUAUCCGGGAUCGAUUCCCAAACGAUCACCGCGAGAGCCCAAUAGCAGAUAAGUCAAAAUCAACAUCAUCCAUUAGUACAACGGAAGUAGAAAGGUCAAAUCAAUAUGGGAGCGAAACCGUGGAUUUUCCUGCAACCCAUCAGGAGUCGUCGAUAAGCAUGCAGGAGGCAACAAAACCCGCCGAAGAGUCCAUGAUCAGCCAGUUUCCAGCCGCACUUGACUUCUCGGCCCCAAUGGUUGAACCGAAGACACUUGUAGUAAAGGGGAGGCUAGGAUCUGUAUCUAGUACUAUAACUCCACCACCACUCACCACUACCCAUCAACUUACGCCUGCUUCACCAUCCCUGGUAACGCCUGCGCUAGGUUAUGGUGAUUUACUUGAGUUCUCUAAGAGGAAACCCGAUUCUCGACCAAGUACUCCUCGGGCCCCUCAAAUUGUCAUUAACUCGAUAGACUCGCCCAAUGGACCCGACAUUCUUCCGUUUCCUGGACGCCGCUCGCCCAAGGUAGAUGUCGCUCACUUGCGCCUACCGUCUGAUAUUCCCCGAGACCCAGGCCUUCCACAAAUAUUGCGACAGGAGUCUUCACAAAGUCAAUUUACCGGCGGUGUCUCGCUAUCAGGACCCCAAGAUUUUACGUCCCCGGACCCACCUUCACUUUCGACCGCCGCACGUAACUUUGGCACUCCUAGUGCUAUUAUAUAUGGUGACCCAGAGGACGAAGACCCAAGUUUAUCAUCUUUUGGUGAUGGCGAACUCCAAGGGAUCCCAGUCGCUCAAGUUGGGCUACGUAGUCCUAUGUUCACCUCCAGCUCCAAAGCUCAAGGUUUCCUCAGAGCAAACAACGCCCCAAGUCAGAGAUUCCCAUCUCCAGACAACGACAUUGAUGGGGACACUCCAAGGGUCGAGGAAAACAGGAAACUUGAAUUGGCGCCGUCACCGUCAAUUGAGGCAGAGCCACGAGCGGAAGAAGUUGAUAAGGGCGAAGGCGGGAAAGAGGGAGAAGAGGGGAUUGAGCUUGGAGAUCAUGGCUCCCAUGAUAGAACUGUGAUUACCACACUAGAAAACGAAACCGCUCAAUCCGAUAAUAAUAAUAAUAAUAAUGAAAUACCCGCAAUUAAUAUCCCCCCUCAAUUUUCUGUCUAUUCCAAGGAAGCCGAAUCAGUAUCAAAACAAGAAAACACAAAUACAUAUCAUACUGUGGAAGCCGAGGAUCCUCUAUCUCAAACUAGUACCAAUAAUCCAAACCCCACAACAGCAUUCCCCAAUCAAUCUUCAACUUUUGACUUACCAACCGAAAGUUUUACGACCGUCGAGCUCCUGUCUGGAGACCAGACCAAAAGCUCAUCUACGACUCCUCGACAAAUACUAUCACCCGAGCAAGCACCCAUUCUCACUCGCACAAAUUCCACCGAAUCAACUUCCACCGAAUCAUCUUCCACUCCCGAAGGUGUAUCUCUCCACCCACAAUCUAUAGAAGAAACACCAUCUGCAUCAUCUCCUGUUCUAGAAAACCUCCCUCGAAUACUUCAAGAAUCCUCUGGACCCCCACCAUCAGAAACCGGAAGUCAGUCGUGUUUAGACGAGGAUACCCGCAUUCCACUGUCUGAAGCCUCAUUAACACCGCCGCCACCUCUCACUCACUCAUCUUCUUUUGAAUCGGCAAUUGAAUUCUGGAAGCGCCGAUCUCUCCUUAGCACCGCAGACUCAAUACAAACACCUCAACUCAGCCCAUACGCCGAAUCUGACGUUUCUCUACCAAUUUCUAUUCUCCCAAAAUCACGAAGAUCGUCAUCUAUCCGACCCCGUUCUCUAGUUGAACAGAACUCAGAGCCCCUAAACACAAAAGCAAAGGGUCACUCUUCUAGCUCCGAGAACACAACCGAAGCCACGCCACCUCAGGCAUCUCUUGAACUAAGAAUAGAGAAUCAAAAUAUCAAGGAUAAAGUCACGGUUGAAGCAGAUCAGUCGUACCAGGUAUCCGUCAGACAGGGGUCCGACAAAAACAAAGCACAGGUAGAGAUCGAUCUUCAGGCGCCAGCUUCGCUUACCUCAAAUCAAGAACGGCGCUUAUCUCAGACUGUAAGCCUUCAGAGUCAAGACUCGUGCGACUCGCUUCGAACAGUAGUUACUAAAGACGGCCGUGCGCCCUCACCUUCAUACCCUGAUCUGGUUCGCGAACCGACUGAAAUCCAAGACUCUGGAAAGGUUGCCCCAGAAACUGGAAAAUUAGAAAUCCCAAAAAGGAUUAUUCCAAAUAAACCCUACGAAAGUGUUUUUGGUGGACCAGCAAGAGAACGAAGCAUAUCCGAUCCUUUCUUAACCAAGGAAGAUACUCAAAAUAACCUGCAAUCAUUCCAGCUCUCGCAAAGAACUCUCGAUCAGCCCCUCACAUAUUCAGGGAGACCACUUGCGGAAGGAGAAAGAAGAGAAAACUUUGGAUCCCCCGUUAAACUUUCCCACCCCCCGAAAAAAGGUCUCUCUACCAUCAUCGAACAGAAACCUGAAGAAUUUGUGAGGCCAAGCCUGCCCAGGUCGAACACAGCAAAAGAGCGCAAUUUCACUUCCACUGAAGAAUUUGUGAGGCCAAGCUUGCCCAGGUCGAAAACAGCAAAAGAGCGUGACUUCAUUUCUACUGACGACUUACUAUCACGUCUCCCAACACAUCGGCCGCUUCAACGGGCCAAAAGAUUAACUCCACUCACACUAUCUUCAACUCCACCACAAAUAACAAGAGUUCCCUCCGAAAAAAUGGAUGUAUUAAAAAGAGGCGAGCGGAGACGAACUGUCACUCCGUCCUUAAGACGCGCGGGCAGUCAGCUCGACAGUCCAAAUGCGAGCACUGAACACAUUAUUUUCGGGGGAGGUGAUUAUCAGCCCCAGCAAGGAAAAGUACUGCAGAAAGCCGAUUUAUAUGAAUCAUGGGGGGACAAAGCUAGCGAACCAAAAUCGCCAACCCGGCCACCAAGUAUAAGAAGGAGACAGAGUAUGCAAAUCGUUGACUUGGAGAAUCGCCUUGAAGGUCUUGCCGCGGAGAACACUAGCUUAAUUCAAGAAAAGGCCAAUGUCGAGAAAACACUCUCUGAAUCAAUUCAACGGCAUAGGAAAGAUACAGCGAUCUUCACCAAAGAAAUCGAAGAAGGGAAGGCACUCCUCACAGAAAAAGAUAGCGAGAUAACAGAGUUGAGGAAGAAACUGGACUAUUACCAUACAGAGGUUCAGAGACUUAGUCAGGCUAACAGCAGCCUCAACAAGACAAACACAAGCCUAUCAACAUCCUACAAGUUUAGCUAUGGAGCUCUAGCUGGCAAGUACGAACGUAAGCGGGAACAGCUCGCUAUCUUAUCUAAGGAGCAUACCGAACUCCAAGCCAGUUUCGCCGAGGUACAGGCAACCAUGGAGAACGUAAUUCGCAACCAAUUGAAAGAGAAAGAUUCCGAGCUCGAAAGGUUACGAGACGAGUUGACCAAGGCUAGAGAGGAAGUGCGUAAAUUACAGCAACAGGUCACAACAAGACAAGACAAUAAGUACCUUGAUACCAAGGACCUGCAUCAUUUCUCUAGCUCGUGCCAGCAACUCUAUAGCUCACUCAAGAUCUGGUGUAACCAGUUUUCAAGCUUUUCAAUUGGAAAGAAGUGUGUCCAUGUUCACAGACUAAAAGAUGAGGCUGUCAGGGACCGAGUGGAGCAUGUUAUGCUUGACGAUAGAGGGGUUCGAAGAAUGCUUAAAGAUGACAACAAGAGGUCUGAAGUGUUCAUGGCGAUCACUAUCAGGAUGAUAUGGGAGCAUGUGUUCACGAGAUACCUCUUUGGAUUGGAGGUUGAUGAACGAAAAAAGCUAAUCUCCUUAGAAACGACCUUGGCCGAAGUUGGAUUACAUGAAGCUGUUCACCAAUGGCGGUCCACGACUUUGACUCUCCUCUCAACCAGACCAGCUAUCAUAGCCAAGCGCGACGCAGAUACAGAAGAGAUUGUUCAAACAAUAUUUAACCUAUUGAACUUCCUUCUUCCACCUCCACCUCAGUACCGCAGCUUAGCUAUGGAGUCGCUUCGUAGUCUUGUACAACAUUCUGUUCAAUUAGCCGUCGAAAUGCGAACUCAGCGUGCCGAAUACGUCAUGAAGCGCCCGCCUCGACCCGAUUACGAUGAUCAAGGAGAGGUGAUCAACACGGUACCCUUCGUAGCUUCUAGCAUGCAGAACCGCGGGCCAGAGCCGAUCUCAGCUCAAGAGCUCGAGGAGGAGGGCGCAACAGUCAAAUUGAUCCUGUUCCCACAGGUCAUUCGUCGUGGCAACGAGUAUGGGGAGAACUACGAAACUGAGACUACUGUUCUUCCGAUGCAGGUACUCGUGAAUAGGCCCCAACUCAGACUCUAG